Molecule: messenger RNA, 894 nt
Organism: Batrachochytrium dendrobatidis JAM81
Lineage: Eukaryota; Fungi; Chytridiomycota; Chytridiomycetes; Rhizophydiales
Exons: 1
Coding region: 1-894 (297 amino acids)
Source: RefSeq, a predicted model, not a curated record
AUGAAACUUGCAGUCACAGUAUUGACAUCAAUUCUGUUUACUUGCUCUUUUACUACAGCCAAUCCAGUCAAUCCCAGUGCAACUACAACUACAAGUGCUGGAACUAGCACUUCAACCGUCAUUCCCACUGCAACUGCAAGUACUGAAUCUGGGCUUUGGGCAGCUUCUAAUGAAGAAACUACAAAUUUAGUUGAUAUGAGCCAACUUUCAGAAAGUGAUUUAAGCUUAAUCGAAGAUUGCCUACAAAUGGAGCAAGAAUAUGAAGAUAUGAAAAAAGCGUAUGACUUGGCCAAAUCUGAAGAGCUUGAUCAAAGAAUAUUAGUAGAACGGCUGAAUAAGAAACAUGCGAAGCUGUUACGUAAACCUCGGAAAAACAAGAAUAAUCCAGUAUAUAAAAAAGAGCUUAAAAAUUCUAGACUGAAGCUUCAACAAGAGAGAAAAAAACUCAAAGAGCUUGAAAAAAAGUGUCAAAAACUCUAUCACGAUUUUUUCACCUUUGGUUUGAAAUUGUAUUCCAACAAAGAAAAUCUUGCAGAGCGUUUGUUUGAAGAUCUGGAUUUAGAACUAAUCCUUUCUCACAUGCAAUUUCUGGAAUUAAAUCGUGAUUUUGUUCAAGGCAUAUACGAAUCUCUUAAUCUCAUAAUGAACCAACAGUCAGGAUCUGAGCAAACCUCCACUAGUGGGAGCCAGAGUUCAUCACAAUAUCAUGAAAGUCCAUCAUCUGAGCCGCUAACUGAGGAACCGUUAUUCGAGGAACCGUCAUCCGAGGAAACAGAUAUACCUAUAGCCCAGCCCGUUCAAGUAACUUCCAGUUUAGGGUGGUUAUUCCAAUAUGUGGAAAACCUUUUAAAUUUAGAAGUAGGGCAGCCCAGACGUGACGAUCCAUCCAAUUGA